UUAUGUUCUUGGUAGAUUCGAAAUCAAGACUGCAUGAGUUAGAUCUGCCAUUUACUUAUUCAUCAGUUAACAAUUGGAGAUAAUAUAUUUGUUGAAUUUUUGGUAAUAAAGAAAACGUUACAUUAAUUAAUAACCGAAACAAUUUCCGGUCAAACUAAACAGUUGUCGAUAUAAAAGAAACCGCGGAUGAACUCUUUCAUGGACGUUGAUUCAAAGCGACAAGUUGGAAGUGAAUAUCAUACUGUGCUAGGCUAGAGACCAGGAACGCAAAUGAGAAGACUGAUUUAAAGGUUUUUAUUUUUUAGAAGGCCCUCCCGGAGCCUUUUACGUCUUCAUGUAACUACCAUGAGUGCAGCCACGUUUGGUGUGAUUGCAGCUGCAUCGAUUGCCAGCAACGCUCUGUUUUGUUUUCUGAUGUACAAGAGGCCUGUUUUGUUGAAAAAACCUCACAAUAUCCUAUUGCUGAGUUUAGCUACGAUAGAUAUGAUGACAGGGGUCGCUAUUUUCGUGACACCGCUGUUUCAAAUCACCAAAGAUCCAUUUCUCGGCAGCUGGACUGGAUAUAUUUUCUGCUACCUGUUUGCAAAUAGUUUCUUUGUAUUUUUUCUUAGCAAAGCGUCCAUCUUGACUGUCACAUUGUUAGCCUUGGAACGAUGGUUUUCUGUUAUACGACCAUUUAGGUACAAAGUGUUUUUUUCCAAAAAAAUGUUGUUAAUAUAUGUGGUCUUUAUUUUCGUUUUAAGUUCUGUUCCGCAAAUUUAUAGAUUCUUCCGAGUUAAAUUUAAAGAUAACGGGUGCGUACGUGUUUUGAAGCCCGGGCGAGAAGUUUUUGUGUUAUGUUACGUCAUUGGGACUUUUCUACUUCCGUCAUUGAUUACCUGGGCUUCUUUUAUCCAUAUUUGGUAUCGAAUCAAAUCAUCUCCGUCAUUAAUUGGCAGGACAGAGCAGGCGCAAGUAAAAGAAAGGUUGCUGUUGCGCAUGUGUGCAAUAACAGCCACUGUUCUUACAGUUUGCUGGCUCCCCAUUCAGCUCUUUUAUGUUUUAAGUUCCUUUCACGUUAUUCGUGGUCGAAAUGGAGCAAAUAUUUACUUGAUAUUGUCUAUGUCAAACUCUAUAGUUAAUCCGUGGAUUUACUUUCUCAGCAACAAAGAAUAUAGGAAAGCGUUUCUCUCUAUACAUUGGAUCUGCAAGAAAUCUUCGCAAGUCUCUCCUGAAAGGUCAAUUCCAGAAACUGAGACUCAGAUAGAGCAAGAGAACUCUGUGUAAUUAAAACCUCAAAUGAAUGGGAAUCCUGUAAAGACCUGUAAAUUAUUUUACUAACCUAGUAUAGAUAAUUAUCCUGUCGUUUUGCCCAGGGUUGUUGUUCGUGGAACAACCAAAAAUAAACUGAUAUAUGUAUAUAGCUAUGUUAUCAGGUGCAUCAAUUAUAAACAGAAGUAUAUUCUUUGAACACCCUGGCAACUCUCCUUUGGAAUAAGAAUUGGAGACAAGGAAAAUGAGUUUGGAAUGACAACAUACGCCCUGUAUCAUCUCCAGGCAUGUUUUUAUUUGUCGAUAAUGUACAAUAUCAGGGGUUUUUCAAUUCACUCUUGUAAUGUCAGCGACGCCCAGUUUUGUUUGGUGAUAAAAAAUAAAAUA
Messenger RNA from Orbicella faveolata, 1638 nucleotides. Its product is annotated as neuromedin-U receptor 2-like. Gene Ontology annotation, molecular function: G protein-coupled receptor activity. The record is from RefSeq and is a predicted model, not a curated record. Gene Ontology annotation, biological process: G protein-coupled receptor signaling pathway. Lineage: Eukaryota; Metazoa; Cnidaria; Anthozoa; Scleractinia; Merulinidae. Gene Ontology annotation, cellular component: membrane.